AUGGUUCUGGCGGCUCACCGUCGUGGCGCAGUGGCGGUGGCGCUGGUGGCGUGGAUGGCAGUGGUUGCUCUGGCGGGCGCGGACUUGGCAGCGGACAGCAAGUUGUGCGCGGAGAAGCUGGCUGUGCUGGCGACGUGCUUGCCCGUCGUGGAGGCGACGGCGAUGGUGCGUGCGCCGACGCCGAAGUGCUGCGCCGGGGUCCGGGGAGUUCUGGGUGACAGCAAGAAGUGCCUGCGCGACGAGGCUACAGUGCUUGUGCAGUCACGGUGCUCUUCAAGGCGGGUGCUUGUUGGCGCUGCUCCGGCCCCGGCGACCUUGGGUCCGCGUCUCUCCAGUGCCCAUGGCCGCUGGUGUCCUCCGCCGGGCAGCUACAUCCUCAGUGACCCAGCAGUUGCGUCCUUUCGAGCUCGCUUGGCUCACUGA
Aegilops tauschii subsp. strangulata is the source of this 423-nucleotide messenger RNA. Its product is annotated as non-specific lipid transfer protein GPI-anchored 14-like. The record is from RefSeq and is a predicted model, not a curated record. NCBI's taxonomy places the organism in Eukaryota, Viridiplantae, Streptophyta, Magnoliopsida, Poales, Poaceae.